Stylophora pistillata is the source of this 3114-nucleotide messenger RNA. RefSeq lists its product as uncharacterized. NCBI's taxonomy places the organism in Eukaryota, Metazoa, Cnidaria, Anthozoa, Scleractinia, Pocilloporidae. Gene Ontology annotation, molecular function: protein binding. The record is from RefSeq and is a predicted model, not a curated record.
AUGUCAGAUCCUCUUAUCAAGAUUUAUCUCUUGCUUGCUUUCUUCAUUCUUCUUCUUCCCCCAGCCUCCACUGAUUGCAUUGAUCUAGAUCUUGGAAUGAAAAAUGGCGCCAUUUCUGACGAUGAAGUAACUGCUUCUUCUGUACAAAGUGCUAGCACACCAGGAAAGAAUGGUCGACUGAAUUACGCAUCAGGAUCAUCAUGGUGUGCAGGAACAAGUGACACUAACCCAUAUCUACAGAUUGAUCUACAGACUCUUCAUAUCAUCUGUGCUGUGUCCACACAAGGGAAUUCUCAAGCAGAUCAGUGGGUGAAGAACUACAAAUUACAGCUAUCCACAGAUGGGACAACUUGGACAGACUACCAGGAAGGCGGAAAAGUGAAGACCUUUCAAGGAAAUGAUGACAAGAUCUCAGAGGUAAAACAUGUUCUUUAUGUAACUGUUGAAGCAAAGUUUUUGCGAUUGUUGCCCAAAGCAUACCAUGGAUCUGUGUGUUUGAGGACAGAAUUGUUUGGAGUUAAGCAGAAACCAGUAAACAUUGCCCUUGGAAAGGCCACAAUUCAGUCUUCGACAUUUAACAAUACUCAACUGGGUGUGUCAGGUGUGUCAGGGAAUGCAGUGGAUGGUAAUUCCAAUACUGUAUUUAGAUAUGGAAGCUGUGCACAUACUCGGGGAAACAAUCCAAGCUGGUGGAGAGUUGAUCUGGGUUCAGAUAAGGUGGCAGUCUCUGACAUAUUCAUAGUCAACAGAUUUUCAACACAUACCACUGUGUUGGCCAGAAGUGAAAACUAUAAAAUUGCAUUGGGUGACAACUCACAAGUGGUAAACAACACUUGGUGUAAAGGACUCUACAGUUUUGUAAACUUCCCAGCAUCAGCUGUUUGUUUUACCGACCCCCUGACAACUGGCAGAUAUGUGGAGAUAUCGACAGUAAAGAGACAAUUUCUUUGCCUCUGUGAAGUGGAAAUCUAUUUGCGAGGUACAUAUAAUCUUGCAUUUAGAAAACAAACGGAACAAAGCAGUGUACAGUAUGGUGGUGUGAGUAGCAGGGCAGUUGACGGAAUAAGUAACCCAAGCUAUCAUGCUGGAAGCUGUACCCACACAGGCAGAGAUUACAACCCUUGGUGGAGAGUUGACCUGGGACAAGUUGAACCAGUUGCAGAAAUAUACUUAGUCAACAGAAUAGAUGAAUGGUUUUUCAGACAAAAUAGUUUUGAGAUCAGAGUGGGCACAAUAUCUGAUAAUGGAGGAAAUACCAAUCCCAGGUGUGGUAAUAAGCAGAGUUAUAGUCUUCCAAGAGGAAAAGGUGUAUCCUUUUUCUGUCGUCCUGUUUUAUUCGGAAGAUACGUGACAGUAAGAAGUUUAAGAACAGACAUGGAACACUUCACACUCUGUGAAGUUGAAGUUUAUUCUGAAAGGAGAGCUUGCCAAAUGCAGGCCAUUGGUGUGGCUAGCAAUGACACACUCCCUGAUGCCAGCUUCUCAGCAUCAAGUGAGCGCACUAGUUAUGAAGCUUUUAGAGGUCGACUGCAUGCAUUUAGGGGAUGGUCACCCAACAGAAAUGACAGACCUGAUGAUUAUCUGCAAGUUGAUCUGCAGUAUGAGUUUCUUAUUUGUGCUGUAGCUACUCAAGGGAGAUCAACUUAUGAUAAUUGGACAACAAAAUACAAGUUACAGCUAUCCUUUGAUGGUUCCUUUUUUGCAACCUACAAGGAAAACAAUGUCGACAAGAUUUUCAAUGGCAAUUCUGGAAGAAGUGACAUUGUCAAACAUAAACUGAGAGCUGUGAGGGCAAGGUUCAUCCGUUUUCAGCCAGUCAAGUUUCAGAGAAGGAAAGUUUUGAGAGUAGAGGUGUAUGGAGUUCUUAUAUCUAAAGCUCCCUCACAAGCACCUAGUAACUUGACUUUAAUUGCCAGCUCCUCUACAAGUAUUACAGCGUCCUGGCAGUUACCUUCCGCGUAUUCUAGACAUGGAAUUAUUGCAGGAUUCAGAUUGUUCUACAAAAAGAAGGGGUUUAUGGGGUCAAUGUCUGCUGAAACUAUCAAUAAUGGAACAACCUUAUCUGGAGAUAUUAUUGGUCUGGAUAAGUACACAGAAUAUGAGUUUAAAGUGUUGGCUUUUACAUCUCAUGGUGAUGGACCAAAGAGUUCUGUUGAAGUGGAAAGAACAAUGGAAGAUGAACCUAGUGGGGGCCCAGCUAAUGUGUCAUCUGCUGAGGUCAACAAGACCACCUUUAACAUUACAUGGGUACCUCUACCAGGAGAACAGAGCAAUGGCGACAUCAUUCUGUAUAGCGUCAAAGAAGAAUUGUUGUCUCGGGGAACAAGACAGAACAGAUCUUCUUUGAGUAGCAAAACAGUUAAUACAACAAACACAUUCAUUUUAUUGAGUGGAUUAUUGCUUUGUUCGCAAUACCAAGUGUCUGUUCGAGCUUAUACCAAAGUAGGACCCGGUCCAUAUGGUCCACCUGUAGAACUACCGAGAACAGCAGACCCAGGAACACCUUGGGGGUUGAGUGCUUCAAAUGUUGGAACAACGCAAGUGAGACUAGAAUGGAAAGAGCCUAAGCUUACACCGAAAGAAGGCAUUGGCUAUAGAGUGAAGUAUCUCGGAACAAAGCCUUACAAUGAGAGUUUUCGAGAGGAAGGUUUUCAAGAUUUGGGCAGUUCCACUUCCUACACUAUGAAAGGUUUAGUUCCAGGUUCUAUCUACGAGUUUCAGAUUAUUGUAAGCUCUGUAUGUGGACUCGGAGUACCCAAAGGAUUUCCUGAUAGGGUGGAAACAGAGAUGACAGUGCUUAUCAGGUGAUUGUUCUGAAAGUCUGUGAUUGUUAUCAAGAGCUUUCCAGAGACUUUCAUUUAAAGCUGAAAGAUUUCAAUCGAAACAACGACACAUUUUAUCCAUUUUACGUUGCUGCGGAGAUUAAAAAUAAUCCUGUGCACGAUAAGUCUUGGAAAUUUACGGUUGGUGACGGCAAGUCAUAUGGAGCUUUUGUUAACAAAGAACUGACAAGAGGAGAAAGUUACAUUGUAUACCAAAGAGCCCUAACCAAUCACAACAGUCAAAUUUUAGAGGGGGAGGCCAGCAAAAUCGCCAUGAUUUCUAUUAAACCAG